CACACACACACACAUCCAUCCAUCCACCCCCUGCUCUCUCUCUCUCUCUCUCUGUGUGUGUGUGUGUGUGAGUGUGUUCGUGUGUGUGUUAGAGUGUGUGUGUGUGCCAUUGGUGUGUGUGUGUGUGUGUGUGUGCCAUUGGUGUUUGUGUGUGUGUGCCAUUGGUGUGUGUUAGUUUGUUCGUGUGUGUGUUAGUGUGUGUGUGUGUGCCAUUGGUGCGAAGGCGAGGCCCGAAGGGCCGAGCCGAGCCUGUCUCUGUGUGUGGGUGUGUGUUGUCUGUGUGUGUGUGCAUCCCAUAGGCCCCCACACACACGCAUCCACCGUCUGCACACACACACUCUCUCUCUCUCUGUGUGUGUGUGUGUCACCCAUGCGAGGGCGAGGCUGUCUGUGUGUGUUGUCUGUGUGUGUGUACAUCCCAUAGACCCCCCCUUUCACCCCCACUCACCCCUGCACUCAUCGGUUGUCUCUCACUCUCUCUGUGUCCAUGGCUUUUUUGCUAACUUCGUGGUGCCGUGGAUGGACGAGUAUUGACUGUACAGCUUAUCUACAAGAUGUUCUGUAAAGUGCCAACGCCCAUCGCCUCCAUAUUCGGCCUUUCCACUAGGUUGCACCUCUCACCACUUCACCGCACUGAACCCAUCGAUACCCCCCGUGCCGCAUACCCACUUCUCACACACGCAAGGCCAUCCGCUCAAACUCACCACGCGCACAGCCCAUCACACCAGCAGUCAUUCCCCGGCCGCCCCGCCCCCCUGCAAUGGGAAAAAGCCUCCAAAGCCAAAGUAUUAGGGCUGGGGUGUAGGGUUUGCGAGCUUAAAGGUGCAGAACUCCUCCCCCGAGUCCUGACGAAGUGGCUGCGGGCGAGCAGCUGAAGCUCAUUGGGACACACGACGGCGUCUUCCACUGCGAUGAGGUGACGCACCGCGUGAGUGCCAGCCAGGGCUGUGACUUACUUGUCGGUCGCAUGUCUGUGAUAGAUAGUACUGAUUGUCGGUGAGUGAGUGCAGGUGUUGGCGUGUGCACUGCUGCGUCUGCUGCCCGAGUACGAGAGCGCGGCAGUGAUCCGCUCUCGAAAUCCUGCCUACCUCGACAAGGCCCACACAGUGGUGAGUGAAAGCACACUCACGCAAGGCUUCGGCGACUGAGUGUUUCCCUCCCGGCAAUCUGUGCACCUGACUGCUACUGCCCCUGUGAUGCAUUCAGGUCGAUGUGGGUGGCGUCUACGACGCGGCCGCCCGUCGCUUCGACCACCACCAGGCAGGAUUCGCCGACGUGCUUGGUGGUGGGUUCGAGACCAAGCUCUCGUCCGCCGGCCUUGUCUACAAGCACUACGGCAGACGCGUCAUCGAGACGAUCGUCGGCCCGCAGGCCGCCGCCGCCGCCAUUGACGUCAUGUACAAGAAGAUCUACCAGUCCUUCGUGGAGGCCAUCGACGGCAUUGACAACGGGAUCGAGGUGGCGGACGGGCCGCUGAGGUACAAGGUCUACACGCAACUGAGCGGACGAGUGGGUCAGAUGAACCCGCGAUGGAACCAGGAGCAAUCGCCCGGGCAGAGCAACGCGGCCUUCAAGCGGGCGAUGCGACUGGCGGGAGAGGAGUUCGUCAGCAGUGUGGUCGACUUGUGGGACUCGUGGUGGCCGGCCCGCGAGAUCGUCAAGUUGGCGUAUGGGAACCGGCACAACGUCCACUCGUCCGGGCAGAUCGUUCUGCUCGAGAGGUUCUGCCCAUGGGCCUCCCAUCUCUUCGACAUCGAGCAACAGCAGCAACAGCAGCAACAGCAAGGCGGCUCUUCAAGCGUGCCUCCAGUGGUGUACGUCAUCUACGCCGACGUGAAGGGCUCGUGGCGCGUGCACGCCGUUGCCGAGGAGGAGGGCUCCUUCACGUCGCGCAAGGCCCUUCCAGAGCAGUGGCGGGGGCUGGGGGAUGAGGAGCUGAGUCGUGUGAUGGGCAUAGAGGGGGGAGUGUUCGUGCACGGCACUGGGUUCAUCGGGGGCCAUGCGACGAAGGAGGGAGCGAUGAAGAUGGCCGAGAAGGCACUCGCUGCAUGAUGGGCUAGGCGAUUUGGCCUAUUUUGGCGGUCUGUUGUGCUGCACGCUCAGAAACGUGGGUGGCCAGCCAACCGUUUUCAUACUACAGUGGGGGUGGCGAGACAUGAGAAGCGUCAGAAGUGGGCGUGUGGUGUGUGGGAGACAUGGAGAUCUGACCUUUGAUGUGAACAUGCCG
Messenger RNA from Vitrella brassicaformis, 2227 nucleotides. Lineage: Eukaryota; Vitrellaceae. The record is from the annotation of a GenBank genome assembly.